Penicillium arizonense is the source of this 2094-nucleotide messenger RNA. Its product is annotated as VOC family protein. The coding region runs from base 1 to 2094 and encodes 697 amino acids. NCBI's taxonomy places the organism in Eukaryota, Fungi, Ascomycota, Eurotiomycetes, Eurotiales, Aspergillaceae. The record is from RefSeq and is a predicted model, not a curated record. The transcript has 2 exons.
AUGCCUGUUUCACAUAUCACCCUCACGGUCUCUCAUCUGCCGACUUCCACUUCUUUCUUCCUAUCUUGUCUGCAACCUUUGGGUUAUCAGUUCAUUGGGAGACAUGACGACUAUAUAGGUUUCGGUCAGAAGCAGGGGGAGCCUGCUGAUUUCUGGAUGACCGAACAGAAGCCUGGAGUCCCUCCUGGUGCAGUUCAUGUCGCUUUCCCAGCCCCGUCAAGAGACGCCGUCGCCUCAUUCUUCAUCAGCGCCUUGAAGGCCGGUGGGAAAAUACACGGCGAGCCCAAGGAACGGGAUUCCCAAACUGGGUAUUUCAGCGCGGCAGUCAUCGACUUCGACGGCAACAGCAUCGAAGCUGUAUACCGGCCGAUCAGCAGUGGCGCGUCAGUCGUCUCCGCCGCCAGCGGGCCGACAAUGGCCCUACUAGAGAACAAAGACAGCCGGUCCGUGGUCUCCAAAGUGAGCAGCAAAGCCAGCACCGUUAAGGCCGAGAGCCUCAGAGCAGAGAGCAUCGCACCCCCAAGGUCCGAGGCCCAUUCUCGCGCUGUCUCAAAGGCACCUACUGCCAUUGAGCGCUCUGCCCCGACAGUCGUAUCCCGGGCACAGUCCCAGGCACCCUCGCAACAACAAUACGGGCUUCAAACGCCCCCGCAAACGCCCCCGAAAGCCGACGAUGGCAGCAGAGCAGCCAAGACAAUCGUUGGCACCCUUAUCGGCGCAGCAGCAGGUGCAGCCAUCGCCUAUGCAAUGGUCAAAGGCGAAAACCAGUCCACCACUGAGCAAAGUCCCAUGCAAUACGUGACCAACUUUCCCCAGCUCAAGGCGGCACCCUCCCAAGCCUCUCACGAGGACGAAGAGCCCAGCCCAAGCCAAUACCGAGCCCUGGAAGCACCACCUCCACGCAGCGAAUAUGCCCGCAGUGAAUACGCCCGGAGCGCAUACACAGCAGCCUCGGCGCCACGCACAACCCUCACGCGCAGCGUAACCUCCAAGAACCCGCGCGCGAGCACCAUCUACGAAGGAACAGAGUUCAUUCACGACGACCCCGGCCGCCGCGCUUCAGAGGGUAGCAUCUACAGUAUCCCCGAAGAUCUCCCCUUACGCGCAAUCGAGUAUCCACCCCCGAGCAACGCCUCGCAGCAGCGCUAUCCCUGCAACCCGUCCACUUUCAUCAGCAGCUAUGCGAAUGACAAGCCCCGCAACAACUCCAGUGGCAGCAUUCACAGCUCGUCAACAAUCAAGGCCUCCCAGGCCAGCGUGCAGCGCCGUCACAGCCACGAUGAUAGAGAUGGAUACUCGACUCAUAGCAGCCAGGUGCACAGCCAGCACACCACCUACCGCGCAGCCUCCGUCAAAUCCGCCUCAGUAGCCCCAUCCUCACACCGCGGCGGCUCACCCUCAGCAACCGGCAACGCCAAAGAACCAAGCAACGCCCCCUCAACCUCAACCCGCUCAGCCCGCAACGUCCCCCUCCCAACAGGCUCACAAACAACAACAUACUCCAGUCCAAGCAUUCACAGCAAAGACAACGGCGGCGGUAGCACAGCCAAAAACUCCCACGUCUCUGCCCGCCAAAUCCCCCUGCCCCAGGGCUCAAUCUCGACCUUCUACUCCAGCCCAAGCAUCCACAGCGGCGCCGCAGAUGGCUACCACGGCGCCGGAGGCGAAAUAACCCGCUCCGCAGACAAAACCUCCUACGUCUCCCUCUCCCCUCGAGACAUCUUCCUGCCCGAAAGCGUCCUCGACGUCGAUGUCAACUCGAACGUCACACCCGAUGACUCAAUCAGCCAGGUUGGAGGCCAUAGCCACCACGGUGGACGGUCUAGAUCUAGACAUUCGUCUCAUAGUCAUGCGCGUUCGCAUCGUUCACGCUCGCGCUCGCAUCGGUCUUCGCAUUCGCGUGCUUCGAAGAGGGAGCCUUCCGUUCAUUCGAAGGCUGCUUCUAAGGUUGGGUCGAAGGUUGGUUCGGGCUCCAAGGCUGGUUCGAAGUUCGAUGAGCCCGUGAGACCGGCUGAUUCUGUUAGUCAGGUUUCUAGGGCUUCGCAGCGGACUGCUAAGGCGCCUGAGAGUCGGAGGGGUAGUCAGGUUGUAUGA